CUCUGAAUCUAUGAAAGUCGAUAGCCAGUCACUUUUCCAAUCCGGGGUAAUCCGUUUUGGGACGAAACUCCAUCCGGUUGGCUCGCUGGAUAAAUGGUUUCGUCCAAAACCGCGUACUAGCGUGCUAAAAUGUGUAUAGGCGCACUUCGGUCUCGCGCUGUUUUGGCGCACUUUGUAGUAGGGUAGAUUGCGGUUUGAGUCGCGAGUCAAACAGCAGCGUCAAGUCCCACUUCCAGCUGGUCAAUGUGGCGGCAGCAGCGCGAACCGGGGCGUGUUUGACGAUUUGAGUGUGUGACAUACGCGUGCGGUGGAAAUCUAUUUAAAGAAAUCGCCUUUUCCUGAUGUAGAAAGCGCUGCCUGACAGCCGAUAGUUUUGGCUCGGUGAGAGAAAUUGAAGUUGAAUUGAGAUUGAGAGUUCUUUGAGAAAAUGGCGGAGGUUGCGACACCCGGUGCGGAAAAGAGCCUCGACGACUUCUUCGCGAAGCGAGAUAAAAAGAAGAAGAAGGAGAAGGGAAAAGGAAAAGAAGCAGGCCCGGUGAGCGCCCCGGCCUCGGCCUCGACUUCGGCCUCGGUUUCGGCUUCGCUCAAGAAGGCCAAGAAAGACAGGGAGAAGUCGACGAAAAACGAGAACCAAGACGCGAACAUUGAGAAGGAGGAUGAGGAAUGGAAGGAGUUUGAGCAGAAGGAGGUGGACUACAGUGGCCUGAGGCUUCAUGCUCUGCAGAUCAGUGAUGAAAAAGAAGAGGAGGAGUAUGAAAAAGAAGAAGUGGGCGAGGAUGGUGAGAUCAUACUAGUCAGUGGAGAUAAAGUAUCCGGCCCUUGGAACAAAUCUGGACCUCCUCCACCGACUGCUCCUGUGGCCGAAGAGAAAGAAGUUCCUGAGUCCAAGCCUGCUGGUGUAUAUCGUCCCCCUGGGGCUCGGUUAGGUGUAAAAAAGGCACCGACGCAGGGGCCUCCUGAGAUCUUCAGUGAUGCGCAGUUCCCCUCGCUUUCAGCAACUGCCAAACAUGUGGAGACCCGCAAGGACCGAGAGAUUGAGAAGACGUUUGAGGUGGUCAAACACAAGAGCCGUGCCAGAGAAGGGGAAGGUCAAGGAGCCGUGCAGCAUUUACAGUUAGACAACCAAUUUUCUGUUCUAGAGGAUAAAUAAGCAACACUGUCCUGACCCCUCAGCCCACCACCAGUGGCGCAGUCCGAAACCACAGGGCGAGAUGACCUGCCGUUGUACUGAUGCAGUUCUGAUCAUGCUGGAGAUGCCACACACACACGCGUCUAUACUACAUGGUUAAUUAUUUUCCCUUUUACACCCACAGCUCUCUCUCUGACACUGACACACAAUUCCUCUCUCUGUCUGUCUCUCACACACACACACACACACACACACACACACAGACUGACACACAUCUCUCUCUGUGACACUGACACACACACACCUCUUUCUGACACUGACUGACACACACCACACAGACAUUCGUACAGUGCCCUCAAGUACUUCACUCACUUGGCUGGCCAAGCUGAUCUCUUCUUGAACACAUCCAAAAGGGCUGCGGCAAAGGGGACCGAGUGACUAAUUUUUCCUUCUUAUGACAGUGAAAACAAGCAAACUUCUCUGAUGGUGGAUUUAUUUAGAGCAGUGGAUGGUUGAAGAGCUGCGAAUAGGACAUCAGCUGACCCCUGAGAAAGCCUUUUCUGAGGAUAGACUCUUAUAUGAUCAAUUGAACUUCUGUUGAAAUUACACACAUCUGUAUUUUUGUUUUUUUUUUUUUUUUGCUUUGCUAAAAUCAGCAGAACUCCUGAAAGUGAAGUUGUUUUCUUUUCAUGACAUGAGCACAGGGAGUGUUUAGGUCAGGCCAGAGAUGAGGGUAAGACUAUUUUAGUUGCAGAUCUGUGGUUAAGAGUCCUUGGGCCUGAUCACAAUCCCAGCUGAAGAGGAGCAUUUAACACUUCAUCUUAGACUUGAAUGUUCUUUUUUUCCUUCCCUCCCCCCUUUCUUCUGCUUUUGGGGCUCUAAAGCUUAUGGUAUUUGAAUCGAUUCUAUUAAAAGUGGCCUUACUGUAAAGAGUAAACACAUAGAAGAGUGAUUUGAAAUAUAUAAAUAUAUAUAAGUGAGAAAUGUCUAUCAUCCUCUGGAGAGAUAAUUGCUGAGUGUGUGAAAGUCUGCUGCUUGCCUCAAUCGUUCCACUUUGAGGAGUAAAAACCACCUCCCUGCUUCCUUUGACUGGAUUGUAGUGCUAAAUUGUAGUUGACAUUUUUUUUUUCUGGACUUCUGCUUCAGCACAGAUUGUUUAUUGCAAAAAAAACAUUUAUUUGGUGCAAGGCUUACCGUGUUCAGAAAAACUGACCUUAUUUUGAUUAACUGCUUCCAUAUGUUUUUUCCCUUUUCCUCUCUUUCUACCCUUUUCAGUAUACUUUUUAUCUGAUUUCAUGAUUGGCAAACCAGAAUUAAAGCAUAACCUUCGAAA
This is a messenger RNA of Silurus meridionalis, 2462 nucleotides long. It is a transcript of the gene cdv3, whose product is annotated as carnitine deficiency-associated gene expressed in ventricle 3. The transcript has 5 exons. The coding region runs from base 428 to 1150 and encodes 240 amino acids. Gene Ontology annotation, cellular component: cytoplasm. Lineage: Eukaryota; Metazoa; Chordata; Actinopteri; Siluriformes; Siluridae. The record is from RefSeq and is a predicted model, not a curated record.